Messenger RNA from Salvelinus fontinalis (brook trout), 6629 nucleotides. Its product is annotated as MAP7 domain-containing protein 1-like. The record is from RefSeq and is a predicted model, not a curated record. The transcript has 21 exons. Gene Ontology annotation, cellular component: microtubule cytoskeleton. NCBI's taxonomy places the organism in Eukaryota, Metazoa, Chordata, Actinopteri, Salmoniformes, Salmonidae. Bases 3078 to 5435 code for a protein of 785 amino acids. Gene Ontology annotation, biological process: microtubule cytoskeleton organization.
GGCUGGUCUUUUCCAUGAGCUGAGCUCUGGCUGGUCUUUUCUAUGAGUUGAGCUCUGGCUGGUCUUUUCUAUGAGUUGAGCUCUGGCUGGUCUUUUCUAUGAGUUGAGCUCCCGGCUGGUCUUUACUAUGAGUUGAGCUCUGGCUGGUCUUUUCCAGGAGUUGAGCUCUGGCUGGUCUUUUCCAGGAGUUGAGCUCUGGCUGGUCUUUUCCAGGAGUUGAGCUCUGGCUGGUCUUUUCCAGGAGUUGAGCUCUGGCUGGUCUUUUCCAGGAGUUGAGCUCUGGCUGGUCUUUUCCAGGAGUUGAGCUCUGGCUGGUCUUUUCCAGGAGUUGAGCUCUGGCUGGUCUUUUCCAGGAGUUGAGCUCUGGCUGGUCUUUUCCAGGAGUUGAGCUCUGGCUGGUCUUUUCCAGGAGUUGAGCUCUGGCUGGUCUUUUCCAGGAGUUGAGCUCUGGCUGGUCUUUUCCAGGAGUUGAGCUCUGGCUGGUCUUUUCCAGGAGUUGAGCUCUGGCUGGUCUUUUCCAGGAGUUGAGCUCUGGCUGGUCUUUUCCAUGAGUUGAGCUCUGGCUGGUCUUUUCCAUGAGUUGAGCUCUGGCUGGUCUUUUCUAUGAGUUGAGUUCUGGCUGGUCUUUUCCAGGAGGUCUGAUAUCAACAGAGGGAUGCAGGAGAGCUCAGUUAUGACUAGAGGAGUAGCUAGGAGGGACUGGAAUGCUUCUCGUAAAACCUCAGUACGUUAUUGCUUGAAGUAACAUAAAUAUAUGUAGCACUCUCGGAUGAUGUGAAUCAAUUCAAAUUUAAAGUUUAAAUGUCAAAUGUUGUUUAUAUUGAUAUACGCUGUGCUUCAUGGAGUGGGUCCUUCUUUUUUUGUGGUAAUAAUGCAUUGGUCCUCCCUGUUGACUCUUCAUCUCUUCGUUGCUGAGGUAAGCAGCAGGUUGCCUGAAUGCCAGUCUUAUUUUCAUCACUGCCUCAAGCAGACCAUAACAUGUGUAAUUCACACAGGUUUCGCUCUGCCAGGUGCCUGCCAGCAUCCCACAAAAAGACAUAGUGUAUGUGAUGGAGGAGGUCUGGUCAGCUGUGUGUGUCUCUCUGGCCUUUCUAGGGAGUUUUUCCUAGCCACCGUGCUUCUACACCUGCAUUGCUUGCUGUUUGGGGUUUUAGGCUGGGUUUCUGUACGGCACUUUGUGACAUCAGCUGAUGUAAGAAGGGCUUUAUAAAUACAUUUGAUUGAUUGAUUGAGGUAGACUAUACGACAGAUGGCAGGUGACUGAGAACGACAAUGUCAAUAUGGAGGAGACCUGUUCCCAUAGAAAUAGAAUGGCUAGAUGGGCAUGACCAUUCUAGUCUUUAAAUUUCUAUACCCACCUACUGCUCAGUGUCAGAGUACAAUUCAAAACAAUAUAGCUAUACUGUAUAGGCUACAUGCAACUAGGUUCGAUACUAAGUACAUCAUAAUGACUUCCCAAAGUCAUACACUAUUUGCUUCUUCCAGCAUUGCUGCGCUGUGUGGCAUUACCAUACUUGCCACUGUGUUGCACAGAAGAGAGUACAUCUCCUGUCUGUGGUCCUUUGUGACAUACCUGCUCCACCGUCAUUGUUUUUAGCCCUGAAUGAAUAAUUUAAAGCACGUUGCCCCAGUGUUUACCCUGAGAGACUAUGUGGAAGAAACUUGGCUCAAUGCUGAGUGUUGCAUAGGGAAUGUAGGGCGACAGUGCUGAGUGGACAAAGGAGCCACAUAUUUCCCCCUAGGACUUUGUGAGGCCUCCAAAGCCUGGGCAAAGUUAUGUUUGAGCAGGGAGCUUCAGGCUCAAGCUGCCAAGUGUGAGUCACACUGCCACUGAGGCACUGACCCAGGCUGAGAGCUCUCGCAACCAACACCCUGUCCAACUAUUUCUAUGCCUAAAGGUUUUUGCAGGCGCAACCUGUAAUUCCAUUGUGGUCACAGGAUGAAAUGCACACACAAUCAAGGCCCAAUUAAGCUGUACACACACAAUAACAAACUUUGUGCCAUCUAAUCAGUGUUCAGUACACUCAAAAAGACAGACAAUACUUUUUAGUAUGAAACUACAGAUUACACCUUUAAAAUGUUCUGUUUGGCUAAAUUAAGGAUGACUUUUGUCAUAAAGAGAGGAACCUGCAUGUAUUUUGUCCCCCCCCCCCCUCUCUAAAUCAAUCCGUUCUUCCCCGGUAGAAUCAUCAAGAGGCAGAGAGGCAAUUGACUUGUUUUGUUCUGCCAGGGAGAGAAUUCACUCAGCCCUGACUGUCGAUUAAUCAGCCGGUCGUUCUGGGAGAGGAGCGUGGGGUAAAGUUAGAAGCAGACCAGAGAUCCGAGAUCUUGUAGCUAUUAGUGUGCUUAGUGGACUAAGCAUAUCUUGAGUCAUUUAGACUCUUAAGGUUUGCCAGUGGGUGAGAUGUAUCAUAUCGUUAUUGCCAUGAUGUGCUUUAUCAUUCUUGUGUGUUUAUUGUUUUACAUUAUUGAGGCUGAGAGUUAGUUGAGUAGCUCAGCAGAGACCAUAACGCAUUUUGAUCUCAUACUAUGACUUGCUGGUACAGUAUGCAUGUACAGUGAUCUGCAGGUAUUUGCGUUACGAUCAUUCGCAUGUUAUGGGAUCCUAUAUAUUUUAUGAUCAUAAGCAUUGUGCUAUUUACAGUUCCUCCAUGGAGAAGGGGUUUCCUAAUCAACCUUGAUUCCACCUGUUGCCCCUGUUACCUUCUAGAGACUAUAAAGUAGAUCAAUACAACGUCACUCAGACCCACUUCCAGACAAGCGGCUGUUUUGGAAUGAGGACAGGUUGAAUUCCAUCUCUAUAUUGUGGUGUGUUAACUAGAGGUCGACCGAUUAAUCGGAAUGGCCAAUUAAUUAGGGCCGAUUUCAAGUUUUCAUAACAAUCGGUAAUCGGCAUUUUUGGACACUGAUCAUGGCCGAUUACAUUGCACUCCACGAGGAGACUGCGUGGCAGGCUGACUACCUGUUAUGCCAGUGCAGCAAGGAGCCAAGCUCCCCACCCGGCUCAGGACCCAAACCCCACAAAGGAAGACACUGAGGGGUUGACAAGACCCCAUAAAACAGGCCCAGCCCAGAUAAUGGAAACCUACACGAAAAAGGACAAAGAAAAGAAAGUGGGGACCCACACACAACUGGACGUCAUCCCGAAGUCACCUGCUACACCGACGUUGCCCAUGCCUGGCUCAAGUCCUAGCCCCAUACCUAAUAAAGACGCAGUGAAGUCAGAGGACAGACAGAAGUUGGCCAAGGAGCGGAGAGAGGAGAAGGCCAAAUAUCUGGACAAGCUUGGACAGAUACAAGACGCAGUGAAGUCAGAGGACAGACAGAAGCUGGCCAAGGAGCGGAGAGAGGAGAAGGCCAAAUAUCUGGACAAGCUCGGCCAGAUACAAGCGGCGAAGAAGUCCCAAUGGCUGGAGAAAGAGGAAAAGGCCCGGCAGCUGAGGGAGAGCCAGCUGGACGAACGGCGCAGGAAGCUGGAGGAGCAGCGGAUCAAGACAGAGAAACGUCGCGCUGCCCUGGAGGAGAGGCAGAAACAGCAACUAGAGAAGAACAAGGAGCGGUAUGAGGCUGCCCUCCAGCGGUCCACUAAGAAGACCUGGGCUGAGAUCCGACAGCAGAGAUUGUCCUGGGCCGGAGGCCUCAGCCACAACUCCAACCAGAGAGAAAGCAGAUGCUCGGUGUCGGCGGUCAACCUGCCCAAACACGUGGACUCGGUUAUAAACAAGAGACUCUCCAAGUCCUCCGCCACCCUCUGGAACUCCCCCAACAGAACCCGUAGCCUCCAGCUGAGCCCGUGGGAGAGCAGCAUUGUGGACCGACUGAUGACGCCCACCCUGUCCUUUCUGGCCCGAAGCCGCAGCGUCGCCAGCGUGCUCAGCAACGGUAAAGGCCAGUCGCCCCUAUGCCCUCGUUCGGCCUCGGCCAGCCCGCUGACGCUGUGUGCCCACCGGCCUCACCACCGCUGCUCCGACCGCUGGAGGGUGACGUCCAGCACGCCCGACAUCACCCAGCGCCGACGCGACUCCACGCCGAUAGAGAAGAAAAAGAAAGAGAAGAAGGACAAGGAGCGGGAGAACGAGAAGGAGAAGAGUGCUCUCAGCAAAGACAAGGUGCUGAAGAAGAGACAGUCCUUACCCAGCAUGAGGCACAGACCGGACCCCAGUCCUAGUCCCUUAUCCAGACAACGGGCUGCCUCACCCGCCACUACUCCUAGAGCAAGACCUUCCUCCUCCUCUCCCAGCCCCGCUGCCUCCCCCAAACCCCCCUCUUCAGCCCGGGCUAGCCCCUCCACCCCCAAGGCCCGGCCCAAGAGGGCUAGGACCCCGGCCCGGGUGGACCACGGGCGCACCUCCUCCCCCGUUCCCCUGGAGAGGGCCAGGGAGACCCGCGGCCGUAGGUCAGCCACGCCCGAGGAGCCCAAAGGCAAGAGCUCCCCCGUUCCUUCAGUCGCGGUAUCCUCCGCUCCGGCCACGCCCCCUUCGCUGAGUACACCAAUCAGGGCGGCGACCGCCACUCCUUCUGAGGUCCCUCCUUCCGCCCAAUCAACCCCCAGUGUCCCUGCAUCGUCCCCAGCCCCAGCCUCCUCGUCAGCCAAGCCCAUGGCGGGCACCAACAACCCAGAGGAGGCCGCCCGGAUCCUGGCCGAGAAGAGGAGGCAGGCCCGAGAGCAGAGGGAGCGGGAGGAGCAGGAGAAACGCGAGCUGGAGGAGAGAGAGAAGGUCCUGCGAGAGGAGCGUAAGCUGCGGGAGGCGGAGGAGAGCCAGCGCAGAGAGGAGGAGGCGCGCCUCAUGGCUGAGGAGCAGCGCCUGAGAGACGAGGCCCAGCGUGUGGAUGAGGAGAAGGAGGCGCAGGAGAGAGCCAGGGCAGAGCAGGAGGAGAAUGAGCGCCUACAAAAACAGAGAGAGGAGGCCGAGGCUAAGGCCAAGGAGGAGGCCGAGAAACAGCGUCUGGACAGAGAGAAACACUUCCAGAAGGAGGAGCAGGAGAGACUGGAGAGGAAGAAGCGUCUCGAGCAGAUCAUGAAGAGGACGCGCAAGACAGACGGAGUGGAAAAGAAAGACACCAAGUCCCCACCUCCCUCCCAAGUCAAUGGCAAAGAGGCUGAGAGCAGCAAAGCCUCUGCUGACUACCAGCCAAGCCCAGAGAUCAACAAGAAUACAGAGAACGACCAUAGUGGUGAGAGAGACAGCUCCACGGUCCAUGUGGUCAACGGUGUCCAGCCAGCCAGCCACGAGAAUGGCCUGCCUAGCAAGGGGGACACCGCACACUUUGAGGAGAUCAUCCAGCUAGCCAAUCAAGGCAACAGCAGCAAUGGGGGGCGGGAGAAAUCAGAGAGUGACAUGCCCACUGAGCCAAUCCUGGCCUUUGAAAGUGAUGAGCCCUUCCUGAAAAAAGUGGGCCCCAUGAAGCCUCAGCAUGUCGCAGAGGUCCUGUGAGGUGUGCCACUCAUGAAGGCGAUUCUUAGGCCCCCCCACCUUCCCGAACCCAGCCUCUGCUCGUACGGGUAGAGAGCCCCCUUCUUCCCGAGGGGCACUUCCCCUAUGACAUGUGCCAAACCAAUCACAGACUGCUUUCUAGGCCCCAAAAAACAUAAACUUUGCCUGGGAAAAGGGCCGAAGAAGAUGAAGAAGAAGAAGCAAAAAAAGACACACGUAAAAUACAAAACAGGAUAUGACAUCAUCGCCACCUGACAGGGUGCAUCAGUGUUACCAUUUGUAGAUGGUAGAAGAUAUCACAGCAUCAAUUCUUCCAUAACAGUAUCGUCCAUGGUAGAUUUCACCAGUCCUGAGGGGGAAAAAUACACUAAUGAGUCAUUGUUAUUAUUAUGAGUUGAAAGAGAAAUGAGUUGGCUUUUUUGUUUCUAAUGUUUAGUUUAUUUAAGUUGAAGAGAAAUGUAAAAACUGGGUAGAGUUUUAUGUGAAUAAUGUAAAUGAAAGCGUGAGCGUUGGACUAAAGGAGGGAGGGGUCUGUGGAAUAAAUAGGGUAUGAAUUUAUGAAAAGAAGCCCAAUGUUUACUUAACUCCUGCCUUUCAAGGUUUGCCCAGUAACUAAUAUGAAAUGAAAACAUAAUGAUACGGCCUCUGUAAACAUGUUCUGUAAAUGGAGCUUCGCUGCAAAUAGAAUGUCUCCAAAAUACCGAAGAAGAUGUGUUUUGACAAUGUACGUUGUUGCAGCACAGCGUCAGCCGUCUCCAAGGAGUGCUGUGUCGACAGGUUUUCUGUUUUAACUGUUCCACUCCUCAAUUAUGAUUGAUUUGUACUCUGAAAUGAAUAUAGAAAUGAACAAGGGAUCAGUUGAACAAAAAAACAGUGCACACAUGGGUACUCCAGAUUCAGAAUUGGUAAGCCUUGGGUCUAAUCAGUGAUCCAUUCAGUUUAAUCAGUGUUGAAACAGAAUGUACACAAGGGCAUCCCAUCCCACCAUUUUAAAAAUCAGUAUGCAGUUUAGUUUUUGUUCUAAACCUGAGCAAGAAGCAUGAUAUGUUGCCUCCUCCAUUGAGAUUCCACAGAUUCGAAUGUGUUUGAAAAUGAAAUGCUGGUGUGUGUAUAUGCUAUAAAUAUAUUUUGUUGUGGGUUGAAGGGUCAGAGAGAGCAUCGGAGUCUUAUUAAAGAGAAAAUUGUUGUCCAGUU